UUUAGGACCCUGCAAAAGGUUAUCUAGAACAAGGUGUUACUGUGACUCUUGCAACAAAUUAAAGAGGUCAUCUCAAAAUCCUGGAAAGCUAGAUGGCAUGAAGAAUGGUUUGUGACAUUGCGUUACCUUAACCGUUUUUUGGGAUGACCAUCUCUUCAUUUCUUUACAUUCAAAGAUGUUGUGCAAGAAGAAUAGAUCUGCUGGUUGGGCUGCUUUUGAUCUCAAGCAGAAGCAAAAAUAAGGUCUCAAACUAGACUUUGAUAUUGACCCCUAUACACCCAUGCCAAAUAAGGCAAGCACUCUUGCUCCCUCUGGAAACUUAAUGCUGAGAAAUGUUCCACCAGUGAAGGCUUCUUCAUCAGUAGUACAACCUGAAAUGGAAAAUAAUACCGUUAAGGUUCUUGAGAAGCUGAAAGAGUUCCAUGGCUGGGCUGACAAUAGUUUGACUGAGGACAUUGUAGCUGCUGUGAACAACAAUUUUGACCAGGCUUCUACUCCAUUGAAAGAUAUGGUUACAUCCAGUAGCAGCUCUGAAGAGAAUAAGCCAGUAGACCUUGCAGAACUGAAAGCUGUUAUUUGGGGCUGUCUUGAUGACAUGAAGCCUGAACCGAUGGAUGGAGGUGUUAUUUUUGAAAAUAAGUUAUCUAAUGGUACUAUGGACAUUAAACUGUUGUCAAGGCCCUUAAUGUCUCUACCUGCUGAGCCUGAGCGAAAAGAGGACGAUGUAUACUUGACCCAUCGUAAAGAUGCAGUAAGAAUGAAAAGAAACUUAAUGCUGAGAAAUGUUUCACCAGCGAAGGCUCUCUCAUCAGUGCUCCAACCUGAAAUGGACUUUCCAAUUCCCAUUGAUGACAAUGAUUCAAAAAGACAACCAUCAGAUGGUAAUCCUAGUAGGACACUUGAUAAUAAGGUUGUGAAGGAAAAUAAUACCAUUAAGGUUCUUGAGAAGCUGAAAGAGCUCUAUGGUGGGGCUGACAAUAGUUUGACUGAGGACAUUGUAGCUGCUGUGAACAACAAUUUUGACCAGGCUUCUAAUCCAAUGAAGGGAAUGGUUACAUCCAGCAGCAGCUCUGAAGAGGAUAAGUCAGUAGACCUUGCAGAAUUGAAAGCUGUUAUUCGGGGCUGUCUUGAUGACAUGAAGUCUGAAUUGAUGUCUCUACCUGCUGAGCCUGUGCGGGAAGAGGACGAUGUAUACUUGACCCAUCGUAAAGAUGCGAUAAGAGUGGUAAGGUCAGCAUCUCAGUAUACACUAGCAGCCAAGAACGCCUUUCUAAGAGGUGACCACUUCUCUGCUCAACAGCUCUCACUUAAGGCCCAAGAAGAAUGGAGGCUUGCUAAACAGCUGAAUGCAUCGGCAGCUGAGGAAAUUUUAACUAUUACAAAUAGAAAAAAUAAUAUAUGGAAGUUGGACUUACAUGGCCUCCAUGCAUGCGAAGCUGUGCAUGCCUUACAGAAGCAUCUUCAGAAGAUUGAAACACAGAUGCCUUUGAAUUGUGCUGUACCUCUCAAGAAAGUCAAGCCCAAAGUUGGAAUAGUAUGUCCUCCAUUGGUCGAGACACAUAGUUGCAAGGGCAUGGAGUUGAAGGCUGAUGUUCAAAACUACACGUUAUCCAGUCGGAGAUGGGCAAUAUUGGAGGUUAUAACAGGGAAGGGUAACCACAGCCGACGAAAACCUGUUCUUCCUUCAACAAUCAGAAGUUUCCUCCUUGAGAAUGGAUGCAUUGGAGAAUGUAUCUUGACCAUAGAUUUCCCAACCCAUGAAUUCCAUUGUCUUGCAGAUAUCGUUUUAAGAUGAGGCCUGGUGCAAUUGCAGUCCAUCCCAAGUUCCGUAACAGGUGAAAACAAUAGGUUAUGUAUUACCAAAUGUAAAAUAUGCGUCUAAUUAGUGCAUGUCAUUUAACUUAUCUUUGAGCUGUUAUCAAAUUGUGCUUUAGAAGGCUUUGCUCUUUGAAUAAGAUUAUCACAGAUUAAACUAACAAGUUAUGGGUGUGUUCUGAAUUGUAAUUUUGUAGUGGUUUGAGGCUGAAUUGUAAUUCAUUGUUGUCUAUGUUUUAUCAUUGGCUGUAGUAAAUGUAUUAAGACCUGAAUAAUGAUUCCUUUUCUGAGAAAAA
Messenger RNA from Telopea speciosissima, 2111 nucleotides. RefSeq lists its product as uncharacterized. The coding region runs from base 281 to 1795 and encodes 504 amino acids. The transcript is spliced from 8 exons. The record is from RefSeq and is a predicted model, not a curated record. Lineage: Eukaryota; Viridiplantae; Streptophyta; Magnoliopsida; Proteales; Proteaceae.